Molecule: messenger RNA, 1046 nt
Organism: Sitophilus oryzae (rice weevil)
Lineage: Eukaryota; Metazoa; Arthropoda; Insecta; Coleoptera; Curculionidae
Product: dihydropteridine reductase-like
Exons: 5
Coding region: 97-804 (235 amino acids)
Biological process (GO): tetrahydrobiopterin biosynthetic process; L-phenylalanine catabolic process
Cellular component (GO): cytoplasm
Molecular function (GO): NADH binding; NADPH binding; 6,7-dihydropteridine reductase activity
Source: RefSeq, a predicted model, not a curated record
GUGCUUGAAGAUAAGUGCCUCAAAAGCCCUCCCUGAUAAUAAACUAAUAAUAAAUAGAGAAGUAUUUAAAUAAAAGCUGCACAGUACUUUGUUAGAAUGUCUUAUACGGGACGUGUUUUAAUUUAUGGGGGUCGUGGGGCUCUAGGAUCAAAAUGCAUUUCAGAAUUUAAAGCUAAAAGUUUUUGGGUUGGAAGUAUUGAUCUAGCUGAGAAUCCAGAAGCACAUUGUAGCAUUGUAAUAAAGAAAGAUGAAGAUUUCAUACAUCAGGAGGAAUCAGUUGUUUCAGCUGUAGGAGAAGCUCUUAAUGGAGAAAAACUAGAUGGAAUAUUUUGUGUUGCUGGUGGAUGGGCUGGUGGAAACGCUACUAAAAAUUUGGCAAAGAACGCUCAACUAAUGUGGCAACAAAGUGUAUGUAGUUCUCUGAUAGCAGCAACUUUAGCAACUAAGUAUUUAAAAGAAGGAGCUGUUAUACAACUUACAGGAGCCAAAGCAGCUCUGGAUCCAACACCAAAUAUGAUCGGUUACGGCCUAGCCAAAUCUGCAGUACAUCAUCUUACAAAAUCUCUAGCUGGAAAAAACAGUGGUGUUCCAAAAAAUACUACAGUUGUAGCCAUUUUACCAGUUACAUUAGACACACCUAUGAAUAGGAAAUGGAUGCCCCAAGCAGAUCACUCGAGUUGGACUCCUUUAGAAUUUAUUGCAGAAUUAUUUUUGAAGUGGCUUAAUGGGCAAGAUAAACCUCCAAGUGGUACCUUACUUCAGUUGGUUACAGAAAAUAACAAGACUAAUAUUACCCCUCUAUAAAACAUUCCGUUAGUUAAAUGAUUUAUGAAAUGUAGUAAAUAACCAAAUUGAAAUUAUGAUCUGGCUAUACUAUUAAUUACUUAAUGAUGUACUAUAUUUUUGUAUAAUUAAUUUAUCUUCAAGAUAUUUUUUUGAAACCUUCCCUCUUUUUUAGAUAUUUUAUAUCUACAUGAUUGCUAUGUUGUGGGACGAAAUAUGAUGAAAUAAAAAGCUUAUAUAUAUAUAUAUAUAUUGUCAACAUA